Cryptomeria japonica (Japanese cedar) is the source of this 3192-nucleotide messenger RNA. RefSeq names its product probable glutamate carboxypeptidase LAMP1. The transcript is spliced from 13 exons. Gene Ontology annotation, molecular function: carboxypeptidase activity. The record is from RefSeq and is a predicted model, not a curated record. NCBI's taxonomy places the organism in Eukaryota, Viridiplantae, Streptophyta, Pinopsida, Cupressales, Cupressaceae. Bases 855 to 3080 code for a protein of 741 amino acids.
UUGACUCGUUUGUGCGGAGAGCCCCAGCCGACUUGACUGCCAAGCCGUUGGCUUUGUACAGUAAAAGCAGAGUAAAAGGCAUGAUUAUGAUUAGCCCUUAAUCAUGGGUUUCGUGAAAGAAUGCUGGUGUGAGACGUACAAAAGGGAAGAGCAUUUGCAGGCUGUAUGAUUGAAAAUCAGGAAAAAAAGGAGGCGAUUUUGGUGGUAAAAUAGAAGGGGACCAACAUCAAUUGUCCUCGCACUGACAGAUGUAAUGGCUGCUGCUGCGUUAACCACGCACCCAGCCGCACAACUUCUCUCUGUUGUCGGCGCUACUUAUUUUGUUUUGCAUUAAUGCCCGUAGCAGCCGCCUUCCUGACCAGUAAUGUUAUAAAACGGCACAAAAACGGCAGCUGUUAUUAUGGUUUUUAACUUUUUAGUUAUUGCAGAGUGGAGUGGUGAUGGUGGUGUUGGUGGCUGGGACUGGCAGAAUGUUAGUGGGUUUUCUGAGUCUGCCGCCAACCUAUGAUCCAAAACAAAACCCACUUGUGCUUUCUUUGCUCUCUCAUGGUAGCGAGUCAAUAAAAUCAGAGGGUCAGUCAGACUUUGGUGUCUUAUCAAUCUUUGUCCUUUCUUUCUCCAGCUCUGGAUUGCACUCACAAACUCUGUACUGGACUUUGGGUAUGACAUUUUCUUGCUAAUGCUCUUGAAGGGCCAGUGACAGUUGGUGCUUGAUACUUGAUGCUCAAGGCCAGCCAUGCAAAUUCAACUUAUGAGAUCCGUAUUUUAAGGAGUAAGGUCUGUAUGAAUAGGAUAUUUUGCUAAACUUGCCUUUUAAGGAGAUUUAACCAGGUGGGCAUUACAAGGGAAUCAAGAUGGUUUGCAUUGCCUCGAAAAAGCUGGCAGGCUUGGAAUUUGGAAGAACAGUGGAGACUAAAGUGAAGAUAGAAGAAACAGUGCCGCUUAAUGCAGUGAGAGGACGUACGACUCAAGAUAGUCACAGAAGCAGUUGGCACCGCCUAAUGAGGGGGACUGCAAUCAUAAUUUUGUUUGUAAUCCUGGCAGGUUUAUUAACACUGCUCAAGGACCUGAGCAAUCCCCACCAUUUUUAUCUGUCAGAGGACACAAGGAUUUCCUACUUCCACAACUGGUUUGUCAAUGCAGUGAGCAAUAUCACCAUUGCCACACAUCUCAGGGAGCUCACAAGAAGCCAACAUGUUGCUGGGACGCCACAGGGCAUGCAAACUGCUGAGUAUGUACAAAAGUGUUUCCAACAGUACGGCCUUAAAGCUCAUUCAGUCGAUUACAAGGUCCUGCUUUCUUACCCAGUCUCUAGAUCUCUUUCAUUAUCCUCGCCCACAACAGGACUGCAACAGCAGCAGGAGUCCUUAUUAUUGCAGGAUACCCGCCAUCAAAAACUAAUGAUUGGGCCUUUUCAUGCUUAUUCCCCAUCUGGAACUGUUGUUGGUGAGGUGGUAUAUGUCAAUUAUGGACUUGAAGAGGAUUACAGAAGGCUUGCACAGAUGGGUUUGAAUGCAAGUGGAGCCAUUGUGAUUGCCAGAUAUGGCGAUGUCUACAGGGGAACUGUAGUCAGAAUUGCUGCUAAAUAUGGUGCAGUUGCUGUCCUUAUGUAUAGUGAUCCUCAGCAAUUCGGCGGUAAUGGAGCUCAAGACUCCUUCCCCAAGACCAAAUAUAUGCCCAGAGAUGGAGUUCAAUUUGGAACUGUAAGAGAAGGAAUGGGUGAUCCCUCUACCCCGGAAUCAGGCGUUGCAGACAGGUUUCCAAGCAUCCCUUCCAUGCCAAUCUCUGCAAACGAAGCUCAGCCUAUUCUCAUGUCACUUUCAGGACCAACAGUUCCUGCAGAUUGGCGAGGAUCUCUAAACUUUUGUGGGCUGGGAAGAGGCCCGGGGAUUCUCAAUUUCAGCUAUGUGGAGAAUCAAACAAUGUCUACAAUUCGAAACGUGUUUGCUGUAAUACAAGGCUAUGAAGAACCUGACAGAUUUGUUGUUCUUGGAAAUCAUCGAGAUGCUUGGACUUAUGGAGCAGUGGAUCCUAAUAGCGGUACAGCUGCUCUUUUGGAGAUUGCUUGGAAUUUUGGUGCACUGCUUCACAAAGGAUGGCAGCCAAGGAGAAGUAUUGUCAUUGGAAGUUGGGAUGCAGAAGAAUAUGGAAUGAUUGGAUCAACGGAGUGGGUUGAGCAGAAUUUAGGCAACUUGGGUGCAAAGGCAGUGGCUUACCUGAAUGUUGAUUGUGCUGUUCAAGGGCCUGGAUUCUUCGCAGCUGCUACGCCACAACUAGACGAUCUUCUCAUUCAAGUUACCAAACAGGUAAGGGACCCUGAUUCAAAGUAUAAUACAGUGUAUGAGUCAUGGGCUUCAAGAGGCACUACUAGAACAAAAGUGGAGAUUGGUAGAUUAGGAGGAGGUGGAUCUGAUUUUGUAGCAUUUUUACAGCAUGCUGGAGUGCCUUCAAUAGAUAUGUAUUUUGGUGAAUCUUAUCCAGUUUACCACACUAUUGAUGAUUGUUUUGAAUGGAUGAAAAAGUUUGGAGAUCCAUCUUUCCAUAGACAUGUUGCAGUUUCCACUAUAUGGGGACUUCUUGCCCUUCGUCUUGUUGAUGAUCAUAUUCUUCCCUUCAACUAUCUUGCCUAUGCGAAUGAGUUGCAGAGGUAUACAAAGGCAAUACAAGAGAAAAUAGAUGGUUCAAAGGGAAUAACUAUAGAACCAAUAACUUUAGCUAUAAAGAAGUUUGGUGAUGUUGCUACUAAUGCUACUCAAGAAGCAAAGAUCUUGAGGAAACAUAAAAAGGAAGAUGCCCAAUUAAUUCUAAGGAGAAGGGCUUUUAAUGAUCGCUUGAUGCUUACUGAGAGAUCAUUUUUGGAUUCACAAGGCCUCACAGGAAGGCCAUGGUUCAAGCAUUUGGUAUAUGCUCCUUCUCAAAAUAAUAAAUAUAGUUUUGAAUCAUUUCCUGGGGUCUUGGAUGCAAUGGAAAAUAGAGGAAAAUCAAAUGAGCAUGGUGAUAAAGAUGUGCAACAUGAGAUUAGGAGAGUUGCAAGAAGAAUCAUUCAAGCAACAAUGUCUUUGGAUGGAAAUUUAACUUAACCACAUUGUUUGAGUUAUAACAUGUAAAUAAUCACAUGUUAACAAUUUUGUAUUAUAUUUAUUAAAAAAUAAUCUAUAAGGUUAUUAUCAAAAAAUCUCUUAUAUUUUAUUC